Molecule: messenger RNA, 1263 nt
Organism: Entamoeba invadens IP1
Lineage: Eukaryota; Evosea; Mastigamoebida; Endamoebidae
Product: sumo ligase, putative
Exons: 2
Coding region: 1-1263 (420 amino acids)
Biological process (GO): protein sumoylation
Molecular function (GO): zinc ion binding; SUMO ligase activity
Source: RefSeq, a predicted model, not a curated record
AUGCAAGAGCGACCAGCCGAGUUUGAGACGAAAGUCUCGCCGAUGAUCAAACAAGUCAAAGUGCUUUCGAUGAACUUUUUUCAACAGGCGAACACAUACUCUGUGGCGGAAGUUGUUUUUGAGUAUCGGAACCGAAACAAUUUGUUCAAAAAGAGAGAACACCCGUCGUUUGCAUUUCGCGUGUUGGAGGAGCCGAGCGGAAGUCACCGCAUUCAAAUCAGAUUGUUCGACGUGAACACGAAGCGGAACAUCCCCCCAUUUUCCGUGUCACAUAUUACUAUUAACAAAAUCAGUUAUGAAACAAAGAAGUACUUCGUACGGCCGAAGAUGAUCAAGGGGAUUGAUAACUUGGAGAUUUACAAUAACAUAGAUGUGACGGACUUACUUAAAGAAGGUCGAAACGUCAUCUCAUUUGUCACAAAAGAGGUGGUGCAUAACACUUUUGUUUCUGUCGUCGAAAUAGAGUCCAUUUCCCUUCUAGACACCGUCAAAAGGGUAUCAGAAAAUUCAUUGAAGUCGAAUGAAAUGGUGUCUCUUGACCUCAACGCUAAUAACGACGGGUCAGAAGUCGAAGAAGAUGAAUUCGAGGAAGAACAACAGACCAUUCCGUUAAAGUGUCCCAUCACCAAGACAAAGAUGAAGAUCCCAGUCCGAGGAGUGAAUUGCACACACGUCUCCUGUUUCGAUUUGGAAAAUUUUAUACGAAACUCAACCAUCAAACAGUCUUUUAAUUGCCCAAUCUGUUACAAACCAUUGCCCGUGUCUGAAAUAGUUGUUGACAGAAAAGUCCAAGAACUUUUGAAAAAGACAGCGGACGACGUCGAGACGUUCACACUUGGUGUUGAUGGAACGAUCAGUGAUGUGAAAACGCUCCGAUGGGAAAGUGAAGGGAUGGAGAAGGAGACGGACGAAGAGGAAAUGCGAUAUAUGAAAAAGAAUGCGAAGCCGGACAAAACAUUUAUAGCAACGCCAAGCCCCAAUUCGUAUUUGUCAGAAGUGAUGAGGAAGAUGAGAAAGAUCAAAGACGAGACCAAACCCAAAAAGGAACAACAACCGAAACGCCAUUUCUCACCUAAUACGUUGCUUGAGUUGGCGAGUGAAGACAAUAGCCCAUCGCCUAUGACAGCGCUUGAAGAAUGGAACAGACCGCCUGAAGGUGUUGUUUUGGGUAAAAAGAAAAGUAUUAAAAAGGUGCAUCGAACGAAAACACCGGAGCUUGGAUUGCUAGUGAAAGGGACGAAAGACGACCCAAUUGAACUGUAA